Molecule: messenger RNA, 1167 nt
Organism: Puccinia triticina
Lineage: Eukaryota; Fungi; Basidiomycota; Pucciniomycetes; Pucciniales; Pucciniaceae
Exons: 8
Coding region: 1-1167 (388 amino acids)
Cellular component (GO): striated muscle dense body; catalytic step 2 spliceosome; nucleolus
Molecular function (GO): actin filament binding
Source: RefSeq, a predicted model, not a curated record
AUGCCUCUACCAGAUGGUGUCCGUGCACACACCCUUCGCCAAGCUCGACACCUUCCUCAAGGUCCACACCAUCCCCUACCCGGACCUCUCCGCCCCCUUGUGCUCACCAACAAUGGCAAAAAGGUGCCCCUCAACCACGCCGCCGUCCCCGAAGAGGCGGGUUCGCAUGCCAACCAGGGUGGCGGAAUGACCUGCCAGGCCCAGAAUAACAAGUUCCUCACUGUCAGUCUCCCCGCUCUCAUCUCCCGCUGCCUCGGCUCGUCCGCCGGUCUUGCGACUGAUCUCUCUGUCAAAUUUUCUUCCAAUGCUGAUGAUAAUGAAGGGUUCAAGGGUGACAAGAAGGAGAAGAAGAAACACAGGGAGCGACGCAGAGACCAGCACGAGCCUGGCGAGCACCCCGAGCCCACCAAGGGCUGGCUGAACCCGCCCAGCCAGGCGCACAUCCAGGGCCCGCUCUACAUCAUCUGCAUCCGGCCGGCGACCAGGCGGGCGGAGGAGAGCCGGCCAAGUGCGCUGGCCAUCCAGCCCUUGCCCCUCUCCCCCAUUGCCGCCCUCGUCCCCGCCCCGCUUGACCCAGCCGCCCUCCAGAGCCUCGAGCCCGCCAACGUCAACCACGUCCUUUUUGCCACCCGCAUCCUCGACAGCACCCACAAGCUCACCCUCCACACCACCACCGCCCGCUACCUCGCCGCCAACCAGCUCGGCGCCGUCUCCGCCAAGCAGGAGGCCCGCAGCGCCCAGGAGGAGUGGGCCUUUGAGCCCGUCCCCACAUCCCCCAACAACGACCAUCCUGACGCCGACGGCAGGUUCAAACUCAAGUCCUGUCUCUACAACAAGUUCCUCUCCGUCGAGGAACUCGCCUCCGGCAAGCUCGUCAUCCACGCCGACUCCAACUCCCCCGCCAAGCCCGCCGCCCACCUCCUCGCCAAGAAGGGGCUGCUCUCCACCAAGACCGCCAACGCUGGACUCACCAUCCUCAAGCCCGGACAUUCCUUCCACGACCUCGAAGCCAACAACAUUCGCCAGUAUCAGGCCAGAGGCGCCGGCCAAUUGCAGCCCCCGGCCAAAGGCAAGGCCGGGCUCAAGAAGGCCAGGAAGGAGGGCUGGCUGGCCAAGGAACUGCUUGACCGGCGCGCCAAGCUCAAGAGCAAUCGCUAUGCCAAGUAA